UGAUGUGUCAACGGUUGAAUAAAAAAUACCUUCCACUCAAAUCCCCUUGCUCAUGUAUGAAAAUGUAAUUGAAACUUUAGCUUUUAUCGUUUAUACUUGAAAUUUUUUGUCAAGAUAUUUGGUGAUUUUUCUUAUUCAAUCAGCCUACCAUACUCCUCAUUUAUUAUCCAACAUGUCUGGUAAAAGCAGUAUGGAAAAGGUAUCUGAAAUCGACACACAUGUCACUAAGCAGUAUGACAUUAUUCGCAGGCUCGGCAAAGGGGCUUACGGAAUCGUCUGGAAAGCAGUAGACAAGCGGUCCAAAGAGACUGUAGCAGUAAAAAAGAUUUUCGAUGCAUUCCGGAACCAAACAGAUGCUCAGCGUACCUUUCGUGAAAUUAUGUUCUUAUUAUCAUUUGCUAACCAUGAAAAUAUUAUCCAACUCAUAGGACUGCACAAGGCAAACAACAACAAGGACAUUUACCUUGUCUUUGAAUACAUGGAAACUGAUUUACACAAUGUGAUAAAGCGGGGUAACAUUUUGAAGGACAUUCACAAGGUGUUCAUAAUGUACCAGCUGUUCAAGGCAAUUAAAUACAUCCAUUCAGGAAACGUAAUACACAGAGAUUUGAAGCCAUCGAAUAUUCUCCUUAACGCGCAAUGUCAUUGCAAAAUUGCUGACUUUGGGUUGGCUAGAUCUGUUACUCAGAUAUGCGAAGGUGAUAGGGAAUCGGGAAGCGAUCCGACACUCACGGAUUACGUCGCCACUCGCUGGUACAGAGCACCAGAGAUCCUUAUUGCAUCGAAGCGGUACACAAAAGGCAUAGACAUGUGGUCUCUGGGAUGCAUUUUAGGUGAAAUGCUACUAGGAAAACCUCUUUUUCCUGGUUCUUCUACGAUAAAUCAGGUAGAAAGGAUAAUGGGGACUUUGCCACAUCCUACAGAAGAAGAUUUAAACUCCGUUAGCGCAGGAUAUGGUACCAAUUUAUUAGAGAAGACGCCAGCGGGUCCACGCCGCUCUAUUAGAGAUCUUCUGCCAAAUGUUUCUGAGAGUGCAAUAAAUCUAAUAAAUAAAUUAAUUGUCUUUAAUCCUAAUCGCAGACUAACUGCAAUUGAGGCAUUAGAACAUCCGUAUGUUGCCGAUUUUCAUACUAAAGGCAAUGAGCCAGAAAGGGGAUCGAACGUUGUACCUUUGCUCAGAGACGACGUGCAGUUAUCGGUAGAUGAUUAUAGAAACAAACUUUAUGCUAUGAUGGAUGAAAAGCACAAAAAACACAACAAUAUGUCAAAAUCUAGGAUCAGAAGGCUGUCAGAACACAUUCGGAAGGAGACUAGCAGCGCUGUUGGUCAAGGAGAUGGAACUGCAAAAAAAGGUCUUCAUUUAUCAUAUGACGAUCUACGCAAGGACAAAAUCCGAGCUGAAGCCUACAAACAGCCACAAAGUGAGAACCAUGGCCAACCUGCCGUAACUAAAAAGUUGAAUGGUUCAACGUAUAUAAAUGGAAAUGGUCGGAAUGGAAAACCACAGUUAGUUAAUGUGGAUGUAAUGGUGGGUGAUAGAGCUUCGCUGCAAAAUGGGAGAAAUUCAGCAGCACAUUAUGCGUACAAUCUGAUGAAUGGUCCAUUCAAAAACCUUCCUCCAGGCCAAGCAAAGAGCUGUUUAUACUUGAGCCAACAACAUAAUUUGUCUAAAUCUCAACGUUCGAUACAAUCAGACCAAGUAACUCUCUAUGGUCCAAGCGGUCGACUUGGUCUGCAAUCGAAUCAACAAAAGCUACGACGUAAUACAAAACCACAGCUAGUACACAGAACGCCACCAGCAAAUAAUAAUAAUCUGCAAACAAAAGUAAAUCUACCGAAGCGCAUGAAUCAAGAUAGUCCAACGAAUGCCAAAUACCUCACAAAAAUGCCAAAUAAUUUUACAAAACACUUUGCAACUUCACACCAUUCCACAUCCCAGAAUCAAACAAUUCAAAAUUAUUUCAAUCAAACUAUGCCUGUGCAUUUGCAGAGGGAGCGAAUUUCCACUGGCCAAAUUAAAAACACUACUUAUAGCAAUCGUCCAACUGCAGAAUGCAUAAGCAAUAUCAGCAACUACAUCCAUAAUACAAAUUCUGUUUCUGGGUCGUUAGAUAAUCAUAAUAGAGUAAGAAGCGCAGUGGUUCGUGCUCAAACGGCUAAGAAUCAUUUGAGGCAUAAUGCUAUUCAGAAACCAAUAACUACAAUUAGAAAUUUCAGAUCUCUAAAUAGCUACAAUCAAAGUCAUGGGACGAUUACAGCCUCUGCAUAUAAAGAUUUGAAGAAUGGUAAUAUCCGGUGGUAAUUCACAAAUAGGAGGUUUCUGGAACGAAAGUUUUUAACAGGGUAUACUAAACUAUCUUUCAUUAUGUUUUGGUGAUACCUUUUUUUUCUCUGCAAAAAUGUACCAAACAUUUGACCUGGUAAAAAACUUAAAACAUAGGUUUUGAAAAUACAACAGUACACCCGCAAAAACCUCUGAAAAUUGCAAUUUUCGACUGAAAAAAGCUCAACUACAACUAACUUUUGAAAAGUCAAAGUAUUGUAAAAUUACUG
Molecule: messenger RNA, 2553 nt
Organism: Diprion similis
Lineage: Eukaryota; Metazoa; Arthropoda; Insecta; Hymenoptera; Diprionidae
Gene: Erk7
Product: mitogen-activated protein kinase 15
Exons: 11
Coding region: 173-2302 (709 amino acids)
Biological process (GO): intracellular signal transduction; protein phosphorylation
Cellular component (GO): nucleus; cytoplasm
Molecular function (GO): ATP binding; MAP kinase activity
Source: RefSeq, a predicted model, not a curated record